Molecule: messenger RNA, 141 nt
Organism: Cylicostephanus goldi
Lineage: Eukaryota; Metazoa; Nematoda; Chromadorea; Rhabditida; Strongylidae
Source: the annotation of a GenBank genome assembly
AUGCAGGGUGAUGCAAGCCAUGAUCUCGUCAAGACUGCGAUUCAUAGUUUGAGUUGCAUGACCCACCGUGGUGGUAUUGCCGCAGAUGGCAAGACUGGAGAUGGUUGUGGUUUGCUCUUGGCGAUGCCAAAAAAAUUCUUC